Didymella exigua CBS 183.55 is the source of this 582-nucleotide messenger RNA. RefSeq lists its product as uncharacterized. Gene Ontology annotation, molecular function: structural constituent of ribosome. The transcript is spliced from 2 exons. The record is from RefSeq and is a predicted model, not a curated record. Lineage: Eukaryota; Fungi; Ascomycota; Dothideomycetes; Pleosporales; Didymellaceae. The coding region runs from base 1 to 582 and encodes 193 amino acids. Gene Ontology annotation, biological process: mitochondrial translation.
AUGAAUAUCUCGUCCUUCCGCCCGGUCUUCAGACCAUUCGGCGCUGCUGCCUCGAUCCUCCGCACACCCGCCACACAAUGCGCGGCGACAAGAACACCCGCAUCGACAUCGCCCUUCUCAUCCACAGCACGCCUGGAGAAACGGGCCAAGGGGCCAGGCAAAGACCCCAGGAUCACAAACAUCCGCUACCACCUUUCUCACCCGCUCACACCGCGCCCGCUCCACUUCUCGCGCAACCGCUACCUGCGUCACUGGACAAUCCACCGCGCCUGGAUGCUGUUCCUGCGCCGGCGCCGCUGGGCCGAGGAGCGCGAGCUCGAGCGCCAGUACAUGUCGAUGCGCGCUGCGUGCGAGCACCUGCGACUGAUGGACUCGAACGGCAACCAGGUCAGCGAAGAGGAGGCUGGUGGUCAGGGACCUGAUGCUGGACGGCUGGGUGUGAGGGGCCGUGAGGUUGGAAGGCUGUACAGGAGUGCGAUGAUCAAGAGGGGGAUUUGGGGGAGUGUGCCGAUCGAGUACGCGAGGGUGCAGACGGAUUAUCCGAGUCGACAGGGCUGGAACCAUGAGUGGACGCGGAACUAG